Messenger RNA from Paramuricea clavata, 1786 nucleotides. Lineage: Eukaryota; Metazoa; Cnidaria; Anthozoa; Malacalcyonacea; Plexauridae. The record is from the annotation of a GenBank genome assembly.
AUGGAGGAAUUGAGAUUUUGGUUAGACAAUUUACGUUAUCUAAACGGGUAUAACAUUCGGCCAAAAGUGUCUUUAGAACCUUUAACAAUCCACACUGACGCUAGUGGCGUUGGUUAUGGUGGUUAUUUUACCUCGUUGAGGGAUGUAAAUAUACACGGACAUUGGUCCGUUGAGCAAAGUGGUAAGAGUUCCACGUUCCGGGAGUUAUCGGCUAUCCUACUAGUUUUGAAAACUUCUGUGCAACGUUUACAGCAUAAAAAGGUGAAAAUAUUUUCAGAUAGCCAGAGCGCCUGUCGCAUCGUUCAAGUCGGGAGUAGAAUUUUCGAACUCCAAAAUAUUGCAGUAGACAUUUUCAACAUUUGUUUCAUUAACGACAUUAUGAUUGAAACACAAUGGAUUCCUCGAGCAGAAAACAGGACUGCCGAUGUGUUAAGCAAAACCAUUGAUUUAGAUGAUUGGAAGUUACACCCAGAAUUAUUUGUUAUGCUUCAUAGAGCAUGGGGUCCUUUUACUAUUGAUAGGUUCGCCGCUAAUUACAAUACACAAUUACAAAGAUUCAAUUCACGAUUUUGGUGUCCUGAAACAGAGGCUGUUGACGCAUUUACUAAAAAUUGGUCAAACGAAGCGAACUGGGUCUGUUCGCCAGUGGCUUUAAUCAUUCCCGUCAUUAGACACAUGUCCGUGUGUAAGGCCAAAGGUACCUUUAUAGUUCCUCGUUGGCCGUCCGCUAUUUUUUGGCCAGCCAUUAAAACCAAACCUGGAAAGUUUGCUCCAUUUGUUAAGGACAGUUUAGUUUUACUAAAAAAAAAAAAAAAAAUAGCACAGAUGUGCAUUCCUGGUGAAGGGCAAUUGAUAGCCUAUCAAAAGAAACCGUCCGUUUUUACGGGAACACCAAGUUUUGACUUACUGGCUUUACGGGUAGAGUUUUAAAGCAUGAUGAUUAGGCUUGGUCUUUAGCACCGUGUCUUUUUGACAAAUUGUGGCGUUUCAAAGCAUUUUAUUUAUUUUUUAUCCUCAUGUCUUUUCGACUGAUUCGCUCCAUUUCUGGUGUGAUUGUUCUGUUUAAUAGCACUUUGCUACAGUAUUUGGUUUAUUUGCUGAUAACGCAACUAAUGUGUUGAUUUUCAAACACUUCAAGUUUGCAUUUUUUCAGGGGUUUUGGCCACCAAAUUUUGGUUACAAAGUCAUCUCAUCGGUCAUUCGACCUGUUCAUGUAAAAAUUAAAUUUUACAUUUGCCUUUUAACGGCUAGAUACAUUUUCGUAAAAAAUUAAUUUUUAUUUAAUUAAUGCAGUCUUUUAGUGCUGUCAUAUCGUCGUGUGACGAAUGUAGUCUUCGAAGUUUAUAUUCUAUUAUGAUUUACUUAUUUCUAUUUAGAUGAGUUUAAAAUUGGAGUGUGGGAGGAUUUCUCCAAAAUACAGGAUCCUUCGCUUGUAUCGUUGGCUUCCUCGCUUUCUCGGGUUGUGUUAAAUGCAAAGGAUCGAAAUACGACAGUCCGCUAUGCUUACGGAUGGAACAGAUGGAAGAUCUGGUCCAUGUCUAAGAUUGGUGUUUGGUACCUUCCUGCUCAGCCUAUGUUCGUGGCGUUAUAUCUGCGUCAAUUCCUAGAUUCCGCCAAGACAACUUCACCUGUGGAUACUGCUGUGUAUAGCAUUCGUUGGGGGCAUAUUUUGGCCGCUUACCCUACCCGACAGAGCAACCGUUGGUUCAAUCUACCUACGAAGGCUGCCGACGAAUUCUCUCUCGACCAAGAGAACCUAAAGAUCCUGUCCCACCUUACAUGUUAG